Molecule: messenger RNA, 1122 nt
Organism: Chanos chanos (milkfish)
Lineage: Eukaryota; Metazoa; Chordata; Actinopteri; Gonorynchiformes; Chanidae
Product: L-threonine 3-dehydrogenase, mitochondrial-like
Exons: 8
Coding region: 1-1122 (373 amino acids)
Biological process (GO): L-threonine catabolic process
Molecular function (GO): L-threonine 3-dehydrogenase activity
Source: RefSeq, a predicted model, not a curated record
AUGCCUAUGAUAAGAGCUUUUAGCAAGGUGGCAAAGGAUUUGUUCCGGACCAAAGGGUGUGGCUGUGAGCCUCUCAUUGUGUCUGUGCGCAGCAUCACUUUCUCCCCACGUCAAGUUACAACAGAUGCCAGCUUCCAUUCUGUGUCCUUUUCUGAAACAGAUCACCCAAAAGUCCUCAUCACAGGUGGGCUAGGACAAUUGGGGGUGGGCCUUGCUAAGUUGCUUAGGAAAAGAUUUGGAAAAAACAACGUGAUUCUAUCUGAUAUCAGAAAGCCCUCAAGUGAUGUUUACCACAGUGGUCCUUUUAUUUAUUCUGAUAUCUUGGACUACAAGAACCUGCGUGAGAUUGUAGUAAACAAUCGGAUCACCUGGCUGGUGCACUAUAGUGCUCUUCUGAGUGCAGUGGGGGAAGCAAAUGUGUCCCUGGCCCGUGAUGUCAACAUCACCGGUUUACACAACAUCCUUGACAUUUCUGCAGAACAUGGACUGCGUCUCUUUGUUCCCAGCACAAUUGGAGCCUUUGGCCCUACGUCUCCAAGGAACCCCACCCCAGACUUGUGUAUUCAGCGCCCCAGAACAAUUUAUGGGGUUUCGAAGGUUCAUGCAGAACUGAUGGGAGAGUAUUAUCAUCACAGGUACGGUCUGGAUUUCCGUUGUUUGCGCUACCCUGGGAUUAUCUCAGCAGACUCUCAGCCUGGCGGAGGAACAACAGAUUAUGCUGUUCAGAUAUUUCAUGACGCUGUGAAAUCGGGCAAAUUUGUGUGCAACCUGAGGCCCGACACACGACUUCCAAUGAUGUUUAUCGAUGACUGUCUGAGGGCCACACUGGAAGUGCUGGAGGCUCCAGCUGAGAGCCUGAGCAUGCGCACCUACAACAUUAAUGCCAUGAGCUUUACUCCAGAGGAACUGACCAAGGAGGUCCAAAAACAGCUCCCAGACCUGCAGGUCACUUAUGAAAUUGACCCAGUGAGACAGGCCAUUGCGGACAGCUGGCCCAUGAACUUUGAUGACCACAAUGCACGCAAGGACUGGGGGUGGAAGCACGAUUAUGACCUGCCUGAGCUGGUUCAGACAAUGUUCAACUUUAUUGGCUCUGAAUCAAGACUGGCACAUGCCAACUGA